AAAUGCAGACUUUAUUGCACAUAACGAGAAAGGCUUGGAGAUAUUAUUCAGCUAACAAUUGAAUUCAAAUAAACAUGGGUGUUGAUAUACAAACUUAUAGAUGUAGAAUCGGGACCUUCAGAUCCUUACAAGGAUUUGAUGUAAAAACGCUUUCAUGUUGCGUGAAUUACAGCAGAGGUUUGAAAAUAGUAGGGUCUGUUGCCUUUAUAGGAAUACUUCUACUAAUUGCUGGGGUGGAAUCAAACCCAGGACCUCUUACAACGGAGAAAUGCACAUGUUCCGCACACAAAACUAAGAUCAAAGUUUCCGGGCUACCAACAAACGUAGAUGAAGAGGACCUCGAAAAUUUAUUUGAAAAUGAAAAGAGGCAAGGCGGUGGCAGUGUUAAACAAAUUACAAUGUUUCCUAACAAAGCUAUUGCGAUAGUUGAAUUUGAAGAGGAAGAAGCUGUUGAAAAGGUACUGAAGAAGAGGCCUAUAAACAUAAAGAAGAAAACCGUUGAUAUAGAGCCAUACCAUACCCCGUAUACCCUCAAGCUAAAAGGGCCACAAAUAACUUGGACGUCGAUAGACAAACCAUCUGAAUGUUUGGAAAAAUCAUAUGGUGAAGUGUCAUGCAUUACAUUCUCAUCAGAAGAAAUUGGUGCCAUGUUUGUUACAUUCAAAGAUGAAAAAGUUGCAAAUGAGCUCGUUAUUAAAGGUGAAUUGAGUGUUGAAGAGGUUACAUUUACUGCAGUAUUCCACAGUCCAGAAAAGAAAAUUCAUGAUGACGACAAAUUCGCGGAUGUAGAUUGUAUAAAGUCAGAUGUAGACGAUAAAGAUAAGGACACCGGCCACGAUGAAGAUAGACUUUUUCCAUAUGAACAAUUCAUUAAAACCCUAGGACUCGUGGAUUACUACCCUGACAAGAUAAACAUUUCCUGUGUUAUGACAAUCGAUAUUGAAAAUGGAUCAAUGUUUGAUCGAGACCAGACAAAAAUAGAACUGACCGAACUUCCGUGGAUACUUUUAAGAAGUCUACUUGGGGUUUACUGCAAAGCAAGGGAUCGGGUAGCAUCAUUAAUUUAUGAAAGAUCAGGAAGUCAAGGGCAAUUUACAAGCGAUUGGUUAUUUACCGAAAGUUAUGAUGAUACUGAGAUAAAUCCACUUGAUCUUUUCAUUACGGUUUACAAAUGUUGUGAUCCUAUGUUAAAGCAACUUUUGUUUCAAAAGUGUUAUUCUUGUAAAAUCGCAGUCCCUUUUAUACAUGUACUUCAUGAUUUCUCAUCACUGAGUAGUAGAUCAGUUGUCUCAAUUUGGCCUUUAAGAUGUCUUUUUAUCCAGAACAGGUAUGUCACUAAUGAAGGAAAAAGAAAUUUAAGCGUUGAAGAGGGCGUUUACGAGCACCCAACAAAUCUUAUAACAUUUGCGCGCAUCGGAAAAACAGAUAAUUCUAAAUCGGAAAUGCUAAACUGGCUGUUAUCAGAUAAUAAUUGCAAGACAUUCUUUGAUAAAAACUGCGCCCGACAAAUGACCAGCCAUAAAUAUAGUGAAGGGCUCGUUGAAAUAUUUUGGCUUCCAAUAGACGGUAAUUCAAUGGAUAGGUUUAAUAAUCCUGUCACAUUUUUAAAUUGUAGAGGCAGUUUACACCACUUUCAGAAAGAAGUAUUAGAUUUUGUGUCUAAAUUGACAGACAUCAUGGUUGUACUGUUAGAUAUCGAAUCUUUACAUGGAACAUCUAAGUGGUGUACAGAUGACUAUGUGUCAAAAUUUUCAUCGAUGAUAAUUAUCAUUGAUAAUCCUAUGAUAAGAAAAAACGAAUCGAUUGUGAACACAUUCCGCUCAAAAAUGCAAUCGCAAAGAAAGAUCUGUGAAAUAAUUUCAACUUACCAAUGUGAAAGAAAACUAAAUCCUAUUGAAAUGACAGGACUCUUACAGCAGAAAUUGCAAAGUCUUCUCAUUAAAAUUCACUUAUUGUCAUUAAAUGAUCGCAUUAAAUCUUUGUCUCAAAACAUUGAUUUGGAUGAAGACAGCGAUUCUUGCAAAAACGGGAAAAAACGUGCAAGGAAUAUAAUUGAAGAAAUGAUGAAAGCAGGGAACUCAUUGAAAUGGAAGACAAUUAUUACCCCAGUUCAAACAACUAUUUCCAAUCGUAUCGCACCGUUGAUAAAGCAGCAGCAACGUUUACAAUAUGAAACUGAAAUUAAGGAUAUUGAUGAAAAACUACUUUCAUUGAGACAUAGCUGCCUGGAUAAUGUGACAUCCACAGUACAAAAGUUUGCAUCUUAUCUUUGCGAGACUCAUACAUGUGAGCUUUCCCUCCAGUUUUUUCUUGGGUGGUUAAAUAUCAUGCUGGCAAAUAAAAAGAUGUCAACAGUCCGCGAAUUACAAACACAAUGCAAUUUAGACAUUGAUAGAUUAAAAUCAAGUGACUUAUUGGUUAUAAAUGUUAAACAAGAAGUCGACUCUUUACUGAAAGAAACAGAAGAUAACAUAGAAAAAUCUUCCUUUAGUAUUGAGCAUCUUCUCCGCGAAAUAAAUCAUAUCUACAAUGUGUGUUUGAUCUUAAAAAGAGAGACUAGCCUCCCCCCUGUAGACAAAAUGAAAACUACUUUAGCUAACUUGAUAUAUAUUGGAUAUACAUUUGAACUUGUAGAUGGUGACAAUUUCUUUUUGCCAACUCAUUGGGUAGAAGAAAUUUUGCAGUCCCUUUCAUUUAAAAUUGAUAAUAAAAGUUUUUUGACACUUUCAGUUCUAGGACUUCAGAGUUCUGGAAAAUCAACCUUGCUGAAUACAAUGUUUGGAUCGCAUUUUGCUGCUUCAUCUGGGCGAUGUACGAAAGGCCUGAAUUUGAAACUAAUUCCUAUGUCCCAAAGAAUUACAAAAUGUAAUUUUAGAUAUGUAUUAGUUGUCGAUACUGAAGGGUUGAGAGCUACAGAACUUUAUGAUUGUAAGAUGGCUCAUGACAACGAAUUAUCAACAUUCAUUACUGGACUUGGUGAUGUUACUCUUCUUAAUGUAAUGGGGGAAAAUAUUUGUGAAAUCAACGACAUUCUCAAUGUUACUGUUCAUGCUUUUAUAAGAUUGAAAAAGGCAAAUAAGUCCUUGGAUAUUCGAAAGUCAUGUUAUUUUGUACACCAAAAUGUAAGUGGAAUAUUAUCUGCACGAAACACUAGGCCUGGGUUACGAAAACUAGUGCAGAAACUGAAUAAUGCAACCAAAGACGCCGCUCAAUUGGAAAAUGUUCCUAACAUCAGUGAGUUUAAUGAAAUUAUGGAAUUUAAUAUGGAUUCACAAGUAUUCUAUAUGCCAACACUUUGGCAGGGUAACAGCCCUAUGACAUUUGUAAAUUGUGAAUACAGUCAGCAUGUAAACUUUGUGAAGAGCGAGGUGCUACAUGGGGCUUGUGAAAUGACAAAUAAGUCGUACAAAUCGUUAAGUGAUUUGGUAAUCCAUAUGAAAGAUCUAUGGACAGGUGUUCUUAGCGAAGAUUUUGUCUUCUCAUUUCGAAAUAAUAUAGAAAUCAAAGCUUACAUUCAUUUAAACGAAUAUUUUAAACAGAAACACUCUAUAAUUGAAAGGCAAAUUUAUGAUAAAUGCUGUGUGUCUGCACAAAAAUCUUUUUCAAGGUCAGUUGAUAAAAAGCAAUUAGACUUUGAUUUUGACAAUGCUAAAACGUUUACUAACAAAACAAUAGACAAUGAAGAGGAGAAUUGGAAGGUAGAAAUGGAUGACUUUUUAAGACAAAGUAGUUAUUCUGAAGAACAAGUGCAUUGGAAAGGUAUGACAAUGACUCGCAUUGCCUCUACAUGCCUAGACCUUAAAUACAAUAUAAGCCUCGAACUUUCUGCACUUUAUGAUAAUAGAGCUGUUGAAAUUUUAACAACAAUGGACAAAACACAUGAAGAUAAACUCAUUAAAAAAUCAUGGAAUUUGGCCAAACAAUUAAAGGGAAAUUUUACACCUGAAAUAAUAGACAAAAAGUUUGAAACGAUUUGGACAAAUAUUGCUUCUCAAUCACUUACGCGUAGCAGUGGUGAAUCUAAAUUAAUUGAUAUCAAAAAAAUUAUAUAUAAUUGCUUAAACAAACUCUUUGACCAAGAUAAGCCUCUUUUAAAGAAAUUCUUAGAUAAACGAGGUGAGAAUACUGUAACGAUUACGUUACAGGACUCUUUUGAAAAUUUAUGCUUAGAUACAUCAGAUGUAAAAAGAAAAAACCAUAUUUUGACGAAAGACAAAAAAGAAAGCAUAAAAGAAAGCAUCGACAUUCUUUUCGACAGAAUUGAUGAUAUCCUUACGCAGCAACGAAAAAACAAGAAUAAAAUUACUGGAUCUGGUGUAACACGUUUCUUUGAGGAAGUAGAAGAAUAUUAUGCUAGUUUCGAAAAGCAACACGCUGAGGAUUUUUCAUUUACCAUUUCUCUCAAAAUGAAAAUAUUUAUACAGAUUGCUGAAUGUGCCGGCAAUAUUUUUGAAAUGCACAAUACAAAUUAUGAAAUGAAUUUUGGUCCAGAAGCCCGCCGCAAACAGUACAAACAAAAAAUGAAAAAUAUUUUCAUGUCAUUCGUUCAUGAUCGUAAGGCUGACGAAACUGCUGCAUCUGAGUUCAGUUACUCAGUCAAAUCCUCUGUUCGAGAUUCUGUUAUAAAGGUUCUGUCGAGGGAAGUCAAAGUUGCAUUAUGUUCGCAUAUCGGUUCAAUGAAAUAUCAUUUUAUUACAAACUUACUAACUGAUUUAUUAAGCAUGAAUGAUUAUAAAUCAUUCUCUGAAUAUAAUCAUAACCCAAAAUUGUUUGCUGCACAGUGGAUCACAACACGAUCAAACACGUUUCUAUUUUGUCAGCCUUCAAGAAAGUACUACUCUAUGGCUUGUAGCUACAUAAAGGAAUACUUUGAAGACGUCAAAGGAUCAGUUGUUAAAACUGCUGAAAUAUUUUCUAAAAGAUCUACAUCUGAUUGUGAAACUGUGGAGAUCAGUUCUCCUUCUGAUGACUGGAUUGACACAUUGUCAUCGAAUUUACAAAAAUGUACAUUAUCUAAUUCACAGUUCAAUCUUUUAAAGAACAUUCUGCGACAGAAAAUUGAAAAGGAGCUAAUAAUUAGAAAUUUAGAUGAAUCUGAACACAAACUUAAAGAGGAGUUUGAAAAGGUUGAUAGUACAACUGUUACUUGGAAUAUAUCAGAAAGACUAGAUCCCAUAACAGAAGUAAUAAAGGAAACUUGGGGGUGUCCAGAUGAAUGUCCAUUUUGCGGUGAACCAUGUGCUAGAGAUAUUCACGAUGCCGAGAAAAUGCCUCACUUUUGUAUACAGCAUAAACCAAAAGGAUGUAAAAGGAUUCAUUUAUUAGUUUCAAAACAACUUAGUAUUACUACAUGCAACUUUGCAGUUUCUUCAUCAGAUUUAACUCAUACUUGCAGUGUGUUCGACUAUGCUUGUAAAUCGGACACUAAAAAAACGAGUUGCCCGCUGGAAAAACACAGAUAUCGUGAUUAUAAAAAAUUCAUAAAAAGUUGGGACAUAGAACCAAAUACAGAUAUCAACGCAGUUUGUAAGUUUUGGAUGCUGUAUUUAAGUAGAUUUGCAAAGGACAUUACAAAAGACACUGAUAUUGAAAUUUCAAAUAUCCCUGCGUCUUGGCAGGAUAUUUCAGAUAAAGAUGCGACUGAAAGUCUAAGAAAACUAUAUACG
Ruditapes philippinarum (Manila clam) is the source of this 5666-nucleotide messenger RNA. RefSeq names its product interferon-induced very large GTPase 1-like. The transcript has 6 exons. The record is from RefSeq and is a predicted model, not a curated record. Lineage: Eukaryota; Metazoa; Mollusca; Bivalvia; Venerida; Veneridae. Gene Ontology annotation, molecular function: GTP binding; RNA binding. The annotation marks the transcript as partial.